Aspergillus campestris IBT 28561 is the source of this 1257-nucleotide messenger RNA. RefSeq lists its product as uncharacterized. The transcript has a single exon. NCBI's taxonomy places the organism in Eukaryota, Fungi, Ascomycota, Eurotiomycetes, Eurotiales, Aspergillaceae. The record is from RefSeq and is a predicted model, not a curated record. The coding region runs from base 1 to 1257 and encodes 418 amino acids.
AUGCUUUUCCCAUUUGUCGGUGUUUUCCUGGCCGUCUCCCUCUGGGGUGCAUUCUUCCCUGUGCCGGGGUUUAUGCAUCCUGAGGAGGGUUUCCUGAAACGCAUCGGCGGCGCCUUUUGCGUGACACUGUCGGCCAAAAUGGCCUUCCACCUGGCGGAGGACUUACACUCCGAGUACAUGGUUCCUCACGAGGACCUGUACGAUCCCUGGACUGAUUUCGAAAGUCCAUGGGACUGGGUAGAGCUAGACACCACGGAGACGGCACUCAGCGUGGUCAUCCCGCUGUGGGAGGAGGCCGUCGAGCAGCCAGUCUGUGACUGGCACUCGACGGCAUCAAGAUCGCCCACGCCGUCUGGUGUCACCUUCACUGUCAUCGCUUUGGGUUUUCUGGCUUCCGUUUGGUUCCUUUGGAAGGGCCUCGGCUCUUCAGGUGCUUACACACUGAGAAUGGUCCGAGAUUGGUUCGGCAGACUCCUCGGGGGCAAACCCAAGGUAGCUCACUACCUUGAGACCGACGGAGCGUCCUCCCUGUACAAGGAGAUGGACGCUCUGAUCGCAGGUCCGAUGCCCUCGGCGGUCUCUGCCAGCUUCAUCGACGCCGUUCUCACCACUCCAGCCAUGCUGACCCCACCGGAGGAGCAACAGGUGGAGAGGGUCGUGAUGAUCCACCAAGAGGUGGAGGCAGCGACCCCCUGCUUGGAGCGCCGGUGUUCUGUCAGCGUGGUCCCGGACGUGGAUCCCUGCACCGUCAAAAAGGACUCGGAUUCCAUCCCUAACGGCGCCAACGAUGCUUUCUCGAAAAGCGACGGUCUUGCUCCCGACACGGAAUCUGCAACCGGUUCGACCCACCCGCCCGAGAGACAGAGGGACCUAGUGCCCCGUCAACCGGCGCCGGUGGAGGCCGGAGCGGAGCCCGAGUCGACCCCGCGACAGCGGAACAAUCGACCCAACCAGCGGCAGAGGCGGGCCUAUCAACGGCGACUCGAGAGAGAGCAGCAGGAACAACUGGAGCGAGAGGUCGAACAGACCGAUCUCGCGGCUGGUCCUGGGCCCCUCGAGCCGCAGGCACCGAUCACUCGAAACCUGGGGCCUGUUAAUCCAGGCGAUAGAGGUGUCCUGUUUCCCCGGCGGAGGAAUGAGCAACAAGGCGGUCCUCCCCCAGCUCCCACGCCUGUCAUGGGCGUGCAUCCGCCGCCGUCUGGUGACAUCCAGCCCAUGCCCCAAAUGCCUCCUUGCCCCCCGCAUGGGCCCUGCUAG